AUGACCGUGCCAUUGCUGUAUGACUACCUCCGUAACUACAAUGCCAUCAUCUGCUGGGCGUGCGAGGUGGCGGUCUCCGGCCGCCUGGCGCAGCGACAUCUUCGGAAUGUGGCAAGAUUAAAAAUCUCAAAAUAUUCUAGGUAUUAUCAAGUCAACGAGGGGGAUUACUGCCAGCUCAUUGCUCUCAACUUCACUAUCACCGUUUCACUAUUUGAAGCCAUCAACCCGCAAAUUAACGCGGGAUGCUCAAACCUCACCCCUGGGCUAUAUUACUGCGUUCUUCCAACAGCAGACUGGAACCAGACUACGACCACGACCACGUCAAGCUAUCAGACCGCACCGGCACCCACGCCCAGUGGGACUACCGCAAAUUGCUACGAGAUCGAAUCGGUGUAUGGGAUUACUAUGGCGCAGUUGCAGCAGUGGAAUCCCGAUCUCAAGGAUGACUGCUCGAACCUCCAGCUGGGUGAUGCCUACUGCAUACAUGGAGAUCCUGGCGGUACCACUCCUGGCAAGAUGGCUGUCCGAGUUGGACUCGCACUGCUCACCCUUCAAACUGACCAAGAUGGCCACAUUAGUGCCUUCCAACCCUCCUGGUCGCCUGACGGCCAAUGGCUCGUCUUCGGCGUCGGCUCCUGGUUCCAGGAUCGCGCACAGUACGGCGGAUGGCUGGCACGCACCAGCGCGAACGCCACUUACGCCGAACUGCUAACUAUUAGCAGUGCCGAUCUCACCAGCAACUCCACGGCAAUCAACUCCGGUUUCCCCAGUUUCUCGCACGACGGAAAGAAGCUCGGCCUGCGCAUCCUGGACCUCGAAACUCGCAAGGUUACCGUCCUCACCACCGGAUGGGACAACCUCCCCUUCUUCUCACCGGACGGCGAACGCAUCGUCUUCACCCGCAAGACGAGCGCAACCAACUACGACGUCUGCACGAUCCGGCCGGAUGGAAGCGAUCUGCGCGUGCUGACGAGCAGCGGCGCCAACGACGCUCAUGCGGUGUGGUCGCAUGAUGGAAGGAUCAUGUACUCUACCGGCAUGUAUGGAUUCCGGUAUGAGUGUGCCUUGUACGACAAUACAUUCCAGCCAUACGGCCAGAUCAUGAUCAUGGAUGCGGAUGGAAAGAAUAAGCGCAUGCUUACGGACUCGAUGUGGGAGGAUUCGAUGCCGCUGUUUGUGCCCAAUUUGGCUCUGCACCGGUAG
Molecule: messenger RNA, 1203 nt
Organism: Aspergillus thermomutatus
Lineage: Eukaryota; Fungi; Ascomycota; Eurotiomycetes; Eurotiales; Aspergillaceae
Exons: 5
Coding region: 1-1203 (400 amino acids)
Source: RefSeq, a predicted model, not a curated record